CGUAAUUUAUUGUGAUGCGAUCGGUGAUUUCGUGUUCGAGAAAUCGAGGUGAUCGAGUCGCCUUGUGAUUCCAACAACGGUCAUCCGAUCUCUGCUCCGAUCUGCAACGCAGUGCGAAUAGGUGAUCUCGUGUGCAGAGUGUGAAUUCCAUUUGUUCGUCACGGUCGUCAUCGUCUUCGACAUGAGCAUGAAAAUCGAAUGGAGUCUAGUCGUUGGAUGCUUAGUGCUGCUCGGUAGCAUUGGAGAAACGGCUGUUCCCGAAUUGGAACUGUCGAAAUUCGUCACGAGACUCGGAGCCUUCAACGAAACAGAUCUGAUUGCUUUCCAUGGGCUCAUAGCAAAAAGAGUCGCGGCCGCCGUCCGGGACGCAACACCUCUCGAGCUCGGAGGGAUCAGCGUACUCGUACGGGACGAGAAUACCUACAUCAACGUCACUCUAUCAAAAGUCAAAAUUGAAGGCCUCGACAGUCUUCGAGUGCUCGACGUGGCCACCAGCACCCAGCACUUGCGAGCAUCCGUGCUCCUCCGUGCGGCACAAAUGAAAUUGAGCUCGACAUUCAAGAUGAAGGCGUUCCUAAGUAACAGCUUCAACUCGAGCACGAUCUACGACGCUGGUACGUUCGAGGUAGACAUCGACCGGCCCGCAAUAUCUUGGUUCGCGCGUUUGGUUGGCGAGAGCAACGAGCAGCUCGCUGUCACCCAAUCCGGUGUCCGGACCCAUAUGAGCGAAGUUGACUUCGCCUUCACCACUAGCAGCAAGCACGAUUUGUCUCCAGAGAUCAUGGAGACGCUCGGUAUGGCUCUGGUGGACGAGAGCCGACUGCGGCUCGAACGUGCUCUCAGCCAUUCCAUUAACAAGGCUAUGCGGCGCGCUCAACCCGACGUCACCAGGAUUCUUGAGGAGCUCCUACUCGAGGAUGACGUCCCCCAAACCUUCGGGGUGGGCUCCCACUGCAGGGGAAAGUGUGACUUGAUGGAGAAAGCGAGAAUACAGAGCGAGAAACUCGCUCAGCGUUACGACAACAGUAGUGAUUACGACGACAAUGCCGCCGCAAGCGUCGGUGCUCAUCAACUGCAACACCAUCACAGGUCGCGAAGACAAGUCCCGUGCAAUAACGGAACGGAACUGGACGACUACGUCGACUAUUUGUUCCGGUUCGCCCGAAGAUUGAUCCGAGUCAUGGAGCCGAUUCCCGGACCGAAUUUGACCGUUUGCAUUGAGGACUCAAUCCAGGUUUUCCUCCACGAUCUGGAAGUUCGCGGAGUUCACACCUUGAGCCGGGAGAAACCGGCUUACGUGAAAUGUAACAAACAAGGCGACGUGACGGUCGGGCUGGUGGUCAAGAUCGAGAAGAUUACCGGAACAGCGAAGUAUAGAGUUAUUCACGACUAUCGGCACCUACUCUUCCAAGGAGACGCUGACUUCAAACUCAAGAACACCGUCGUUUGGGUACAAAUCUCGCAGCUCGGGAACGGUAACAACAGGUUGGAUGUGUUCAGAAUUUGGAAACUCGGCAAGAUGCACAUAAGACUCAGGGGUCUUGGAGGUGUGACGUCGGCACUUUCGAUGUUGAUGAGUCGAGUCAUCAACGACGACCCUUGGAACGUAAUACCGAUCGCCGAGGCCCAGAUGAUUACUUUCGGUCGAGAAAUGAUCGCCAAUGUCACAGUGCCAAUAUUCUCCCUCGUGUAAGCCUUAUAGUCAAGCGCAUGCGUCUGUCCAGUGGUUCGAGAAGCCUCCAGCAGUGGUGCAGCUAUCCUUCGAGUUCCCGGAAGGUACAGAAGAUUCAACAAUCUUGUCAAGCUCGCGUACAAUCUGCGAAUCAACCCUUCUCGAGCUGGAAUUUCUCUCGUAUGAAGAUGGCUCAGCAUUCAUACGAAACCUGAUUUCUGUAUAUACUGCAACAGCAUCCGGUGGACAAAAAUAUACCCGGUGCGAGACAAGCUGAAACCAAGAAAAAAAA
Galendromus occidentalis (western predatory mite) is the source of this 1964-nucleotide messenger RNA. RefSeq lists its product as uncharacterized. The transcript is spliced from 3 exons. The record is from RefSeq and is a predicted model, not a curated record. The coding region runs from base 182 to 1693 and encodes 503 amino acids. NCBI's taxonomy places the organism in Eukaryota, Metazoa, Arthropoda, Arachnida, Mesostigmata, Phytoseiidae.